AUGGUGGUGACCGGAGGAGUAAAGAAGCCCAAUCGCUACCGGCCAGGCACCGUCGCCUUGCGUGAGAUCCGUCGCUAUCAGAAAUCCACCGAACUGCUGAUCCGAAAGUUGCCUUUCCAACGUCUGGUCCGUGAAAUUGCCCAGGACUUCAAGACCGAUCUGCACUUCCAGAGCUCAACUGUUAUGGCUCUGCAGGAAGCUAGCGAGGCCUAUCUGGUCGGUCUGUUCGAGGAUACCAAUCUGUGUGCCAUCCACGCCAAGCGCGUCACUAUCAUGCCGAAGGACAUCCAGCUGGCUCGUCGUAUUCGUGGAGAACGCGCUUAA
Molecule: messenger RNA, 324 nt
Organism: Ochlerotatus camptorhynchus
Lineage: Eukaryota; Metazoa; Arthropoda; Insecta; Diptera; Culicidae
Product: histone H3-like
Exons: 1
Coding region: 1-324 (107 amino acids)
Cellular component (GO): nucleosome
Molecular function (GO): protein heterodimerization activity; DNA binding; structural constituent of chromatin
Source: RefSeq, a predicted model, not a curated record